AUGGAAACCGGCCAACUCAUCGAAGCGAUUAAUCACUUCACAUUCCACCUUCAGAAGCAGCAUAAUUGGCAGCCAAUAUGUGGCAUCAACGUCUUUUCGUGCCUCCUCAUGGCUGCCUACGCAUCCGACGGCAAUUCUCGUCAGGAGUUUCUCCAAGCUUUGUGCCUCGGUGACAUUUCCAUUCGGAGUGCCGCUAGAAGCUUAAAGGAGUUCAUAGAAGAUAUAGAACGUGCCGGGAAUCUAGUCAACGCGAAUUCGAUGUGGCACCGACCAGACAGGAGGUUGACUGCUCAGUUCCAGGAUGCUAUGCAGGACUUCAAGGUUGUUGUAGGAGCAAUAGACAGAGACGGUAUUGCACGUUUCAUCUACAAAGCCACCCAGGGACUCAUCGACCCUGAUGUAUCCGUCUCGUCAGACAUGGCGCUAAUGCUAUACUCUUGUUUCUACUUCAAAGGGAAUUGGAAAACACCAUUUGACGGCGGAAAUACAUUCUCUUCGACAUUUUACACCUUCCAAGGCGAUUCCAUGCCAUGCGAUAUGAUGACCAUGAGCGACUCGUUUGACUAUUUGGAAACUUCGACCUACCAAGCACUGAUAUUACCAUAUGAACUAGGAGAUAUGACGGUGUCACAGCCACACUGGGCUGCGCUGUUCGUAUUGUCGAAAAAUCCUACAGAAGCUGGCCUCCACGAAGCCAUAGCCGGAGUGACUCAAGACCCGCAUUCAUGGUCACUAGUAUUCGAGCCCUGUGCCCCAACUGGGAUGGAUAUCUACAUUCCAAAGUUCUCUCUCGCUACCAAGAGCGAUUUGAUCCCUAGUCUACGAAGAAUGGGCGUAUCCAGCGCGUUACAUCCGUCACUUGACUUCUGGGCCACGACUCCUAGGGAGGAAACUUGGAUAUCGAAUAUUGAACACAUGGUGUAUCUGAAGUGUGAUGAGUUAGGUACCGAGGUGGCUGCUGUGACGGAGUGCUCUGCAGAAGAUGGUUUGGAUGAAGGAAACGUGCAUUUUAUGCUGGAUCGACCGUUUUGGAUGGCCGUCUUUGAUCGAGUGUCGGAGGUGGUACUUUGUUCUGGGGUUGUACAAGAUGUUGGAGGGAUUGAUCGUGCGACUGAGAAUUAUCCGUCUUGA
Molecule: messenger RNA, 1131 nt
Organism: Pochonia chlamydosporia 170
Lineage: Eukaryota; Fungi; Ascomycota; Sordariomycetes; Hypocreales; Clavicipitaceae
Product: serpin (serine protease inhibitor) domain-containing protein
Exons: 1
Coding region: 1-1131 (376 amino acids)
Molecular function (GO): serine-type endopeptidase inhibitor activity
Source: RefSeq, a predicted model, not a curated record